Hymenoscyphus albidus is the source of this 5072-nucleotide messenger RNA. NCBI's taxonomy places the organism in Eukaryota, Fungi, Ascomycota, Leotiomycetes, Helotiales, Helotiaceae. The record is from the annotation of a GenBank genome assembly.
GUAACACUUGAGCUUCUUUGUUACUCAACAAUCUGCGAUUUUUUUCGUCAGGAAACUCUGUCAAUCCAAUCCCGCCCUUAUGGGCACAUAGAGUUUCUUUGAUCAGAACAACCCCUUCGAGUCCGAGUUCCAUCUCAAUCGUAGCCAGCAAGCAUGGCCUCAACCAACCCCACCACGAUUAGCAUUUUGGGAAAAGAAGAUAUCGUGGUAGAUUUCGACAUUUGGCGGAAUUAUGUCGCCCAAGACCUCUUGGCCAAUCUCCCUUCCUCGACCUACGUUUUGAUCACAGACACGAAUAUCUCUCCGAUUUACGUUCCUGCCUUCCAGCAGCAGUUUGAGAGCAUCGCAAGCAAGUCCGAUGCGCUUCCACGGCUUCUCACUUACGAAAUUCCACCCGGCGAGAAUUCCAAAGGUCGAGAAACCAAAGCAGAUAUUGAAGAUUGGAUGCUGUCGCAGCAAUGUACCAGAGACACCGUUAUAAUCGCGUUGGGGGGAGGGGUCAUUGGGGAUAUGAUUGGGUAUGUGGCAGCAACUUUCAUGAGGGGGGUUCGCUUUGUGCAAGUGCCAACAACUCUACUGGCCAUGGUAGAUUCUUCAAUCGGAGGGAAGACUGCAAUUGAUACACCAAUGGGCAAGAACCUCAUUGGGGCUUUUUGGCAACCACAGAGGAUAUACAUCGACUUGCGAUUCCUCGAGACCUUACCCGUUCGCGAGUUUAUCAAUGGAAUGGCAGAAGUAGUUAAGACCGCGGCCAUCUGGAAUGAAAAAGAAUUCGCGGCAUUGGAGUCAAAUGCGGAGCUUAUUAUGGCUACAAUUCGUGCCAAACCUUCAGGGAAAUGUGCCAGACUCGAUCCAAUCCGAGAUAUUUUAAAGAGAAUUGUUUUGGGCUCAGCAGCUAUCAAGGCAGAGGUAGUCACAAAAGAUGAACGGGAAGGUGGGCUGAGAAAUCUUUUGAAUUUUGGUCAUUCAAUUGGUCAUGCCUUUGAAGCAAUUUUGACACCACAAGUCCUCCAUGGAGAGGCCGUGGCAAUUGGUAUGGUAAAAGAGGCCGAAUUGGCUCGACACCUGGGCAAACUCAAACCUGGAGCCGUGGCACGUCUUGUCAAAUGUAUUGCCAGUUAUGGGCUACCCACUUCGCUCCAGGACAAGCGGAUCCAAAAGCUUACUGCUGGAAAGGGAUGCCCAGUAGAUGUGCUAUUACAAAAGAUGGCUGUUGACAAGAAAAACGACGGGAAAAAGAAGAAGAUCGUUCUUUUGUCUGCUAUUGGAGAAACCUUUGAGCCGAAAGCAAGUGUUGUGGAGGAUCGUGCAAUCCGAAUUGUUCUGUCAGAUUCUAUCAUUGUGGCACCAGGAAUUCCAAAGUCACUCAACCAUGAGGUCACUCCUCCUGGAUCCAAAAGUGUCUCCAACCGUGCAUUGGUUAUGGCGGCACUUGGAACUGGUCCAUGCAAAAUCAAGAACUUGCUUCAUUCAGAUGACACUGAAUUCAUGCUUUCGGCUGUUGCAAAACUCGGAGGGGCUACUUAUGAGUGGCAAGAUGCAGGUGAGGUAUUGCUUGUAAAAGGAAAAGGUGGGGAUCUCACUGCCAGCUCUGAAGAAAUCUACAUCGGGAAUGCUGGAACCGCAUCUCGAUUUUUGACGACCGUUCUUUCACUAUGCAAACCCUCAACCGCUUCUUCAACCAUUUUGACAGGAAACGCCCGUAUGAAGGUCAGACCAAUUGGACCAUUAGUAGACUCUCUUCGCGCCAACGGCGUAGGAAUUGACUAUGUGGAAAAGGAGAACAGCCUUCCUGUCAAGGUUCAAGCUUCUGGAGGAUUUGAAGGUGGUGAGAUUGAGCUUGCUGCUACUGUCUCUUCACAGUAUGUCUCCUCAAUUCUUAUGUGCGCACCAUAUGCCAAGAAACCCGUCACAUUACGCCUUGUGGGGGGAAAGCCAAUUUCUCAGCUUUAUAUUGAUAUGACCACGGCAAUGAUGGCCACAUUUGGUGUGUACGUUGUUCAGUCCAAGACUGAAGAACAUACGUAUCACAUUCCCCAGGGCGUUUACAAAAACCCUGAAGAGUAUGUGGUCGAAAGCGAUGCAAGCUCGGCAACCUACCCGCUUGCAUUGGCAGCCAUUUCAGGAACCACUUGCACCAUUCCAAACAUUGGAUCCAAGUCGCUACAAGGAGAUGCCCGUUUUGCGGUGGACGUCCUUCGUCCCAUGGGAUGUUCCGUAGAGCAAACUGAUAAGUCUACAACAGUGACUGGACCACCGCCUGGACAACUGAAGGCAAUUGAAGAGGUUGACAUGGAACCCAUGACCGAUGCCUUCUUAACAGCGUCUGUUUUAACCGCUGUUGCAAAAGGCACAACCAGAAUCAGAGGUAUUGCAAAUCAACGUGUUAAAGAAUGCAACCGAAUUUUGGCAAUGAAAGAUCAGCUUGCAAAGUUUGGCGUUGUAUGCCGAGAAUUGGAAGACGGGAUUGAGAUUGACGGAAAGCUUAUAGACACAUUGGAUAGCCCCGGCCCUGAAGGUGUAUACUCUUACGAUGAUCACCGUGUGGCUAUGAGUUUCAGUGUACUCGCAGCUGCAGCCCCAAAACCCGUGCUAAUUCAGGAGAGGGAAUGUACAGGCAAGACAUGGCCCGGUUGGUGGGAUAUUCUUUCCCAGUCAUUCAAGGUCAGUCUCUCUGGCAAAGAAGUGGCAGGUGCUCAUGAAAAGCACACGAAUGGAAACGCUUUAUCAGAUAAAUCUAUAUUCAUUGUCGGCAUGCGAGGUGCUGGUAAAACCACUGCUGGUGGCUGGGCUGGCAGUCUUCUGGGUCGACCACAUAUUGAUCUAGACAUUGAGCUUGAACGAACGCUCGGCAUGACAAUUCCAGAAUUGAUCAAGAGCAAGGGUUGGGAGGCGUUUAGAGAAGCGGAGCUUUCUCUGUUAAAUCAGGUACUCAAGGAGAAGCCCAAAAAUUAUGUGUUUGCAUGUGGUGGUGGCGUGGUUGAGAUACCUGAAGCUCGCCAGAUGCUUUCAAACUACCACAAAUCUGGUGGAAUUGUUCUCUUGGUACAUAGAGAUACUGAACAAGUCAUGGAGUACCUGAAAAUCGACAAGACAAGACCCGCUUAUGUCGAGGAUAUGAUGGGAGUUUAUCUGCGUCGAAAACCUUGGUUUCAAGAGUGCAGUAAUUUCCAAUACCACAGCAAAGGAGGAGAAGCUGGUGCCUUAUCGAUCGCGCAAGAAGACUUCGGUAGAUUCCUGUCACUCAUAUCUGGUCAGAGCAGUCACUUCGAAGAGAUUCGGAAGAAGGAACAUUCUUUCUUUGUAUCCUUGACUAUGCCAGAUAUCUCGUCCGCGGUUGGCUUAUUACCCAUCGUUGCGGUGGGUUCGGAUGCAGUUGAAGUACGAGUCGAUCUCCUCGAGGACCCUGGUUCAUCAAACGGCAUUCCUACGAUUGAUUUUCUGAGUGUCCAAAUCGCGCUACUGCGAUCCGUCAUUGCACUUCCGUUAAUCUUUACUGUUCGAACUGUUAGUCAAGGAGGCCGGUUUCCCGACAACUCGGAGGAAGAGGCGCUCAAACUUUACAAGGCGGCCGUCCGAAUGGGUUUGGAGUACAUAGAUCUCGAGAUUGCAUACUCUGAUGAACUCCUCGAGGAGAUCACCAGCGCAAAGGGAUUCUCAAAGAUCAUUACUUCGCAUCACGAUCCUCGUGGUCAGCUUUCCUGGAAGACUGGAAGCUGGGUGCAACACUACAACCGAGCUUUGCAAUACGGUGAUGUGAUCAAGUUAGUUGGAUCUGCCAAGUCAAUGGUGGAUAACUUCGACCUUGUUCAUUUCAAAUCUAUAAUGGCGAAAGCACAUAACGUUCCUCUGAUCGCUAUCAACAUGGGUUCUCAGGGUAAGCUUAGUCGGGUAUUGAAUGGCUUCAUGACACCAGUGUCGCAUCCGGCCCUACCAUUCAAGGCUGCUCCUGGUCAGUUGUCGGCAGCUGAGAUUCGCCAGAGUUUGUCGUUACUCGGUGAAAUUGAACCCAAGUCGUUCUACCUGUUUGGCACACCCAUUGCUGCCUCGAGGUCGCCUGCACUACACAAUACCCUAUUCAAGCAAACCGGACUGCCCCAUGAAUACUAUCGUUUGGAGACAGAUCAAGCAAAAGAGGUUGAAAAGGUAAUUCGCGCGUCAGACUUUGGCGGAGCUUCAGUCACAAUCCCACUCAAGCUUGAUAUUAUCCCUUUGCUUGAUGAUGUUACUCGAGCUGCGACAAUAAUUGGAGCAGUUAACACCAUUAUUCCAGUACCACAAGAUGACGGAUCAGUCCGUCUCAUUGGUGAAAAUACAGAUUGGCUUGGAAUGACCCAUUCUCUCAUCUCGAGAAACUACUCCACCGUUUCCUCCGGCUCCCCAGGGAGUGCCCUCAUCAUCGGCGCUGGGGGUACCGCCCGAGCUGCCAUCUACGCCCUACAAUCCCUCGGCCACAGCCCCAUCUAUAUCGUUUCCCGCACGCCCUCCAAACUCACCGCUUUGAUAUCCAGCUUCCCAUCGGAGUUCAAUAUCGUCCCUCUCACUCACACCUCCGAGGCCGAGAAUCUAUCCGAUGUUCCUCGUGUAGCUAUCGGCACGAUUCCUGCUGAUCAGGCUAUUGAAUCGAAUAUCCGUGAGAUUUUAGCAGUCAUCUUGAGACAUCCCAAGGCCAAUACGAAGGCUCAGUGGACGUUGCUGGAGAUGGCUUAUAAACCUAGUGUCACGGCUUUGAUGCAGAUGGCUAGUGAUGCUGGGUGGGUUGGUAUUCCAGGACUGGAGGUCUUGAGCGCGCAGGGAUGGUACCAGGUAUGUCAAAUUGCCCCAGUGAAUGGGAAUAUCUGGAUAAGAAGCUAACUGUUCAAUAGUUCCAGAAAUGGACUGGUAUUAGACCCCUUUACAAUGAUGCCAGGGCUGCAGUCAUGGGUGACGCUCCUUGAUGAGCGAGAGUGGACUUUGCUUUGCUUGAAGGUUCAAAAGGUGUCAAAAAAAAGCGACAUUAUAGGACUAGGUAGACCAAAACUUCUUUGCAAAAAAUGAGCGUUUUUGUAGAGCGGGUUUAUGAAUAAAAUUAC